AUGAUGAAUAAUGGUACAUUGACAUUAUUUGAUCGAUAUGAUGUUGGUUGUGAAUUAGGUAAAGGAACAUAUGGUAUUGUUCGUAAAGCAUUUGAUACUCGACAACAACAUCAUGUUGCUAUAAAAUGUGUUUGUCUUGGUGAAGAAGGUAUUCCAAGUACAGCUUUACGUGAAAUAAGUUUACUUCGUUCAUUAAAACAUAUAAAUAUAAUUCGUUUAUAUGAUAUUAAAGUUCAUCAACCUACUGGUGAAUUAUUUCUUUUUUAUGAAUGUAUGGAAAUGGAUUUAUAUGAAUAUAUGAAAUUAUAUGGAAAAUCAUUACCAGAUGAUUUAUCAAAAAGUUAUCUUAAACAAAUGUUAUUAGGUAUUGAUUAUAUACAUUCAAAUUCUAUGUUACAUCGUGAUUUAAAACCUCAAAAUAUUCUUAUCGAUUGGAUUGGUUCAUUAAAAUUAGCUGACUUUGGACUUGGUAGACAUUUUCAAAUGCCCAUGAGAAUGUAUACACAUGAAGUUAUUACACUUUGGUAUCGUUCACCAGAAAUUUUACUUGGUGCAAAAACUUAUACAACAAGUGUUGAUCUAUGGAGUAUUGGUACGAUAUUUGCUGAAAUAACACAUAAUCGAGCAUUAUUUGCUGAUAUUCAUACGAAGAUACUUUAUUUAUAUUUAGGUACACCAGAUGAUAUAACAUGGCCAGGUUUUUCAACAAUGCCUGAUCAUAAAAAAACUUUUCCACAAUGGAAAGCUCAAAAUAUGGCUCAAUUAUUAUGUAAUCUAUCACCUGAUGCUCUUCAACUUACACUUCAAAUGCUUAUUUAUGAUCCAGAUCGACGUAUAACAGCUAAAUCAGCACUUGAAAGUACCUAUUUUCAAUCAAUGUCAAAUCAUCCUAUUAUUCCACCACAAAUAAAUCAAAUAAAAAAUGUUGUAGUAACUGAAAAUACAACAUUAUCAAAUAAUUAG
Messenger RNA from Rotaria sp. Silwood1, 963 nucleotides. The record is from the annotation of a GenBank genome assembly. NCBI's taxonomy places the organism in Eukaryota, Metazoa, Rotifera, Eurotatoria, Philodinida, Philodinidae.